Messenger RNA from Phalacrocorax carbo (great cormorant), 7712 nucleotides. The record is from RefSeq and is a predicted model, not a curated record. NCBI's taxonomy places the organism in Eukaryota, Metazoa, Chordata, Aves, Suliformes, Phalacrocoracidae.
CGGGGAGCGGCGCCGUGGUGCUGAAGGACAGCUCCGCUCCGCGCCGCUCCGCGCCCCUCCGCGCCUCCCGCCGCCGCCCCCCGCCGCAGGGUGGCCGUCAGGCCGCCGGUCGCCGCGCCUUGAUGUGCCCCCCGCCACCGUUCCGGCGGUUCCCAUGGCGGUGGCACGGAAAAUCAAAACUUUGUUGACGGUGAACAUCUUGGUCUUCGUGGGCAUCAUCCUCUUCUCCGUCUACUGCAGGAUCCAGGACCGCUCCCAGGAGCUGGUGCAGAUCGUCCGGAGCGCGGAGCGCAGGGCCAGGAGCCGCGGAGCCAAGGUGGGCAGCCUGGCUGACAGGGAGUCCAUCCUGCAGCGCCUGGACCACCUGGAGGAAGUGGUCUACAACCAGCUCAAUGGUCUGGCAAAGCCCAUGGGAUUAGUUGAAGGUCCGGGAGGCCUGGGCCAGGGGGGAAUGGCUGCUACCCUGAGAGAUGAUAGCCAUGAAUCGGAGACCAAGUACGAAGAAUAUGGUUACAAUGCCCAGCUCAGUGACAGGAUAUCACUGGACAGGUCCAUCCCUGACUACAGACCAAAAAAGUGCAAACAGAUGACCUACGCGGAUGACCUGCCCCAGAUCUCCGUGGUCUUUAUAUUUGUAAACGAGGCGCUCUCUGUCAUCCUGCGCUCCGUGCACAGCGUUGUGAAUCACACCCCGUCGCACUUGCUCAAGGAGAUCAUUCUGGUCGAUGACAACAGUGACAAUGUUGAGCUAAAAUUUAAUCUGGACCAGUACGUCAAUAAAAGAUACCCGGGUCUGGUGAAAAUAGUGCGCAAUAAUAAACGAGAAGGACUGAUUCGAGCCAGAAUCCAAGGCUGGAAAGCGGCAACCUCUCCUGUUGUCGGAUUCUUCGAUGCUCACGUUGAAUUCAACAUUGGCUGGGUGGAACCUGCGCUUACCCGGAUCAAAGAAGAUCGAAAGCGGAUCAUCUUACCGGCAAUCGACAAUAUCAAGUACAACACUUUUGAAGUGCAGCAAUAUGCCAAUGCAGCCCACGGCUACAACUGGGGCCUCUGGUGCAUGUACAUAAUCCCACCGCAGGAGUGGCUCGAUAAAGGGGAUGAGUCAGCUCCCAUCAGGACACCAGCCAUGAUUGGGUGCUCGUUUGUAGUGGACCGAGAGUAUUUUGGUGAGAUUGGCUUGCUUGACCCUGGUAUGGAGGUCUAUGGAGGAGAAAACAUUGAAUUAGGCAUGAGGGUCUGGCAGUGCGGAGGAAGCAUGGAGGUCUUACCCUGCUCUCGUGUGGCACAUAUUGAACGCACAAAGAAACCCUACAACAACGACAUCGAUUACUAUGCAAAGCGCAACGCCCUGCGAGCCGCGGAGGUCUGGAUGGAUGACUUUAAGUCGCAUGUUUACAUGGCAUGGAACAUCCCCAUGGCAAACCCUGGAGUUGACUUUGGAGAUGUUUCUGAAAGAAUAGCUCUACGACAGCGACUGCAGUGCCGGAGUUUUAAGUGGUACUUGGAGAACGUCUAUCCUGAAAUGAGGGUUUAUAAUAAUACGGUCACUUAUGGAGAGGUGCGUAACAGCAAAGCUAGUGGCUACUGCUUAGAUCAGGGAGCCGAAGAGGAUGACAAAGCAAUCCUUUAUCCAUGCCAUGGAAUGUCCUCUCAGCUUGUCCGCUACAGCUCGGACGGCGUCCUGCAGCUUGGGCCGCUGGGCUCCACGGCCUUCCUGCCUGACUCCAAAUGCCUCGUUGACGAUGGGAAGGGCCGGACUCCGACUCUGAAGAAGUGCGAAGACGUCCUGAGACCAGCACAGAGGUUCUGGGAUUUCACACAGAAUGGUCCAAUCAUCAGCAGAGACACUGGCCGCUGUCUAGAAGUGGAAAUGUCCAAGGAUGCAAAUUUUGGGCUCAGAUUAGUCGUACAAAGGUGCUCGGGACAAAAAUGGAUGAUUAGAAACUGGAUAAAACAUGGCCGACACUGACUGCUGGGGCUGAGAAGCUGCCUCUCCUGCCGUUGUCCAUUGCUCAGUGUGCCAUACCAUGCAAGGCAUUUGUCUUAAAGCCAAUUAGUUUGGACAGGACUUGGCUCACAAGAGACCUCCACAGUUGGGCAUUCAAAGGCAAAAAGAAAAAUAAGAAAAAGAAAAACAGACGCAUACCUGCCCUAUUUAACUCUUCCUUGCUCCAGUAGAUGACCUGGGAAGCUUAAUGGGAGUUUUCUGUUGAUCUGAAAAUCUUGUGAAGCUCAGAACACAACAGAAAAGUGGGUUCCUUAAGGCUCUCCUAAAGGAUUAAUAGCUGGACGUUUCUAUGAGUUGAAAGGAGAGAUCUCUAUACUGCCUCAUAAGGAGGGUUCUCUGAUGGGUAGCUUUUUAGCUUUAAGUUAUCGACUGGUGCACAACUCCUAUGGUGAAUAAUCAUGUGCCUUUUUUAUUGUACUUCAUAUAAAAGGGGACUGGAAAAACCCUACCUUUUCAGCAUGUCUGUUUCAUGGUACUAAACAAGAUCUGUAAAUAACACUGGAAAUGUAAUAUAAUAUAUGAUAAAUUUCAAGGUUGAUUGUUUAGGAGUCUCUAUUUCUAGAAAGAGACUGUUCUGCAAAUGUUUACAGGUGGUUCUCAACCUUCAAGCUGCUAAAAAGCAGCACUUUAGAGACCUCUUCUAGUUAGACACAGGUAAAUGUUGAAUAGGUAAAGUAGCCACAUGCUCCGAUAUAUUGCCACAUUUUACGUUUCUUGAAUGUGAAGGCAUCAAAAUAGAGCACUUACAUAUUUAACUCUUCCAAGGCAGUAAAUGUCCUAGUAGGCGGAUGAAGUUCUAGAGGUCUGGGUUGGCCAACAAGCCCUGAGUACGUAAGUUGCAAGGCUCCUGGCCUGCAGUGUUGUACGUGCAGGCGCACUCUUGUGUUGUUCCACAUGGCUUUGGAAGCUGGAUACUCAUUACUUCUGAAAAUAAGUUGACUGAGUUAGGUGCCAUCUGUGGAAUUUAACAACUUGAAUCUUCCAUUUUGUUACCCAUCCUGUGAAAAUGUCAAACGUGAGCAAGUACGCUUUGUGAGCUCUGUCUAGAGAAAUUUCCUGAACAAACCAACAAAGGCUUCUCAAUAUUUGAAAACCAAACAAAAACCUAGUGAUAAGAGGGCAAAUUAGAGCAGGAAAGGACUAAACAGCAUAUAUAAGUACUGUUACUCUGAAAUAUAAAUAUUUUACUGUAGUUGACCUGUUGACAACAUCUUUGUGAACCUGAGUUUAAUAAUGUUACCCAGUGGUUCGUGCGGUGUCUGUGCACAGGUAGCCAGAGCAAUGACAAGGACGUAUCCAAAAGGCUGUCAAAAGUUGACGACCGCUCUCAAUGUCAGCAAGCUUUGGAUGCUGGUCCGUGGCAGACAGCUUUUCAGUACAGAAGAUUCAGCCGUACUGAAGGAGAGACAGAGACGGUAUCUGUUAACUUCGCUGUUUAAUAUUUUAUAGUAGUUUUAAAAAAGAAUUUUGUUUUGUUUUACUGAGCCUGGAAAAUAGGUACUUGCAGACACUGCGGUACCAUGAACCUUGGUGAUCUGUUUCUUGAAGAGCUUUUGCCAUUCCUAUUUCAAGGCAUGCUGAACAAAAUAAAAUGGAAACAAAGUUAAUUUUUCAAGGGCAUGAUAUGUAAUAAAAUAUUUACUUUUAACUUGUCAACUCUUGGUUGGUAUCCAGAGACCUUAUCGCUAUAUUUUGCCCUAAUUUUAUAUUUUGAAACAGAGUGUGCAAGAAGUAAUACAGAGCCAAAUCUCCUGGAGUUUAUUUGUGGGUAAUAGCUGAUUUUUAUUUCUGUCACGCGGACCAGGUUAUGCAUGAAUAUAUACAAAAGAAUAAUUCUGGGUGAGAUUCUAAAUAUAAAAUGCUUAAAAUUCCCUGUUUAUGGUUAGUUGAACACGACCUCUUGAAGAGUGCAGUAAGACCUGCAGGGCGAGGUAGCGUCUUUAACAAAGCAAGCAAUACGAUAAAAAGUCAUGGACAAGCUCAGUUUUCAAGCCUUCCUGCAGGUCUUAAACGGGGAGGAAGCGUCAGGCUAAAUAUAGAUUGGGAACAGUUGCCCUGCAUUUAACCUCCUUGCAUUAACCUAUUAGACAACUUAAAAGGAUAGCUACCAUCUAUGGAGCAGGUGUUGAGCGCUUCGUACAGGAGUUCUAUUUGUGAGUGACUUGUCACCUUCUCUCCAGAUACGAUUUAAAAGGAAGGAAUUGCAUGAGACCUGUGCUCUUCUUCUGUUUACUCUGGUUGAGUUUUACUCUGUGAAAUAUUUGGCCAUCGGAGGCACGAAGGCAAAAGAAGGGAAAAGGCAGUUUUACCGGGGGAGUUUUUUGGGGGAGUAGGGUCACAGGCCAUUCACACCGUUGGUAGUCUUUCCAAUUAAUAAGUGCUAUUUUAUAUGAAGAUGGCUGGAAGUUGAAAGUAACUAUAUAUCGGUGUGGCCACUAAAUGCCUAAGUAUUAGAGUAUAAAUUUGCUGCACUCAACAGAAGCAAAUUGCCACAUGCUUUUAUCUUUUUCCUUUUUUUUCCCCUUGUUUUGAAUUGCCAGUCUACGCUUGGUCCUUCAUUAGCAAGGGGGCAGCAAGCCUUUCACAUCCUGGGUAAAUGUAAAAGGAAGGCUGAAUAUUUGGAGGAAUACCAGGUUUUAAAUUUAAUAUCCUGAAAGGAGUGUUGCAUCUGCAGUUUAGGUGCUUUGAAGCCGAGAAACCCAGAGAAAUCUGCAUUUGCCGGCAAAGAUUUCACACAGGCAUGACAACCCUUCACUCUGACACCACUGAAAUGAAUGCGAAUUGCUUGUCCUUGGAAUUUCGCUGCUGCACGUCUUCAGGGCCCCGUGCAAAGCAUUUGAACGCAGCCACACCGUCUGCCUGAGAGCGGUCAGGCCUGGCAAACCUCGAGCGCAGAGGCCACAGGCUGCAGAAGGCUUGCAAGAACCAGACUUUCAUCAUAAGGAGGAAAGCAGAUUUUUGUGAGAGUUGAAUGUCUCUGAGGUUCACAGAAUAAUAUGAAAGAAUUCAAAUAACUCUUAAAAAUGUGGUUGGUAUUUUCUGUGAUUGUCAUUUUUUUAAGAUUUACUGAAGCAGUUUCAUAUAUUUGAGAAAUACAUCUGUUGGAUUCUUUUUACCUCAGUCUUUAUCUGUCUGAACCACUGCUUUGGCCACGGUGUUAACAUGGUGACUCUGCAUGUGAGAGAGAGGGUCUUAAAUAUUCUUUCGUAACGGGAAUAAUAAUUUUAAAAGCUUUGGGUAUUACCUGUUUUAACCAAAAUCUGUGGGUGUUUUGUCAGUAUUUCACCCCUUAGUACAAUCUGAAGUCCUGCUUAAUGUUGUUUGACAUUUUCAGUCAUUUCCCACAGUGCAGCAGUCCAGAUAUUCUAAAAAGUAAUUAAUAUAGUGUAAUAUGUCUUGUAGAGAUAAUUCAGAUCAGAACUUUCAAUCGCUAUUUUGUUUGAUUUAGGAGAUUAUGGUGUUAAAUAGUAGGUCCCAGGACAGGAGAACAGAAGGUGAUAAGAAACAUCAAGUCUAGUACGCUGCUGUCAGAGGCAAACCAUUAAAAACUACUUUUGUAAGCACGUCAAGAUCCCUAAAAAUUAGAGUCUUGUGAGGGAAAAAAAAAAAAAUCUAUUUCCAAGCUGAAUUUAUUCUUGGCUUGAUUCAAGCCAUUUGCUGCUCAGCCAAAAUUGUCCUCUAGCUUUAUUGGCUCACUAGCUACUGAGGCGUGCUGACCUCCAGUGGAAGGCAAGAAGAGCUAAAAAAGGUGUUGUUGAAGGACCCAAUGGGUUCCACUGCAGUUACAAAAAUAUCUAUAUUGUCUUCAUCCAUGAGGCAUGAGAACCCUUCAGGACUGUCCCACAACCAAGAAGUUAAACUCUGGCUCCAUGCAAGUGACCUAAGACAAAAAUACAGAAACAAACAACAUUUCUUCAUACAUAUUCUGAAAGCGUUGAACGAUCUGUCUCAUUUCGAUGAAUAAUUUGGGGUCUGAAGUCCAGGCGUUGGCAGUCCUUUGGAAACUUCACGUUUCUUUUCAUCAGCCUGCUCCUUUGUGAAAACUGCAGUUUAGUAGAUGAAACCCUCACUUGCCAUGUGACAAGGGGUGUAAUCUAUCUGACAUGGGACAGCUGCAAUUUUAAGUACUUAAGCCAGAGCUAAUAAGAUUUAAUGAAAUAGCACCAGUCCUAAUCUGUUCUUUAGAUCAAUUACACAGCAUGUAAUUCCUUCAGUAUCCAGUAUUCAUUUGAAAUGGUUCAUUAACAGCCAUACUAAAGCACAUUAUGGCCUGUUUCCGGGGCUCAGUGAGUUGGGCUGUAAGAAGAACUUCAAUACAAGUUGGAGAUCAGAGGGUGUUUGGCAUAUUAUUAUUCAGUUAGGAAACAAAUACCUUUGGUUUUUUCAUGAAAGGCUUUGGGAGGAAGAACAGCUGUCAGAAUUUGCUUGAUUGAAAAUAUUUCUAGCCUUGAUGUUCCAUUUUUGACUGCUAUUUUUUCCGCCUCAUUCUUACUGCUAAUCAAAGUUGAUUGUGAGGUCAUGCCACAGAUAAAAGAUGGUAUUGCAAAUUAGAGGAACUAGCUACCAAGCUGGAUAGAAACCAAGGAAUCACCAGGUCUUCACAUGUCUCUAGAUCUGGAUGCCACCAAAAUAAACUUAAUAUUAUCUCCUCUCUGGAAAGAAUCCCAAACUUAACAUAUUUUUGUAUUGCUUCAUGAGGAAUAUCUAUUCAAGAGACCACUGUAGUGUGUACCUCUACAUCUUUUUGUUGUUGUUGUUGAUUUGACUUUUCUCUGUGUGUGUGUGUGCGUGUGUGACAUUAGUGGAACUAAGGCGAGCGCUGUAACUACUAAAUGCAUGGAAAACACAUUAAUGGGCACCAUGAUCUACUGCAGUAUGUGCAUCAUGCAUCUAUAGCUUCCUGUGUGGUAACAAGGAUAUUCUUGAAGUACUGAUGCACUGAGUCCUGCCAGAGAUGGAGCCUGCUUACUGAGUGAACUGAGGGAGCUCAAGGGGUAAACACUGAAAUUAUAUAGUUAAUUGUCAGCGAAUUUACCACAAAGCACAUCAAUCUUUACAUCUUUGAAAAAAAUGUAACAAAUUAGCUUCAGGUUCUCUCUUAACAGUCUCCCUAUUUUACUCCGAUAAGUGUUGAAAAUACGUCGUCCUUAAAGAGAUUUGGGGUGCUUAUGCUGGGUGAAGACUUUUAGCGGUGUCUUUACAAUGCCCCAGCCAUCAAAGGCAUUAGAAAAAGAGAUUUACAGUGACCUCUUUAGCAACUUGUAAUGGAUUUUAGACUGGUUUCACAAAAUACGUUGACUUGUAAUACAAAGGCCUUAAUGAUAUGUAACUAAAGGUAUUGAGUUCACGGGUUGCCCUAAGUAAAAACAGUGCUUCCUUUGGCCAGGAAUAUUUCCUUACAAGUACCCCAGUGAAGCGAGAUAUAGCAAUCUGAUUUUGAAGAACAGAAUUUCUGAAUCGAGAAUAUUCUUCAAAGAGAUAAAGAGGCACUUAAUACUUUUCACAGGGUUGCAGUUUUCUAUUGGCCAUCAACACGUAUUGCCCAGUUUUCAAACUCUUUGUAAUAAGUUUAACUUAAAAAAACAAUGCAGCAACUGGAAGGCAAGUUGUGACUGCAAAUAAUCUUUCAUCAUGUGGCGCAUCAUCAAAUAAAUUUGUAUUUACACUUGAAAAGUUAAUAAAUUACUAUGCAUUUUACUGCUGA